AUGCUUGCGGCUGGAAUAAUAGAACCAUCCAGUAGUCCCUGGGCAGCUCCAUUAGUUCUUGUGCGCAAGAGAUUGGGUGGGUGGCGGUUCUGUGUGGAUUACCGUCGUCUCAACGCGGUCACAAAGAAGGACUCUUAUCCACUACCCCGCAUCGACGAUGCUCUGGAUUACAUUAGUGGAUCAAGUUGGUUCAGCUCCCUCGACAUGCGAAGUGGAUAUUGGCAGGUGGAGCUCAGCCCCCAGGCCAGGGCAAAGACUGCAUUCACAUUCGGGCAAGGACUCUGGCAGUUUCGUGUAAUUCCAUUUGGCCUGUGCAAUGCGCCGGCCACAUUCGAGCGUCUCAUGGAGCGGGUGCUCGCCGACAUUCCUCGCAGCCAUUGUGUGGUGUACCUGGAUGACCUGCUGGUCCAUGCGAGUGAUUUCAGCAAAGCUUUGGGCCACCUGAGCGGCGUCUUCAGUGCCAAGAACUUUGCCUCUGUCGCAGGGCCCCUACACCGCCUGACGGACAAAGGAAAGCCUUUCAUUUGGACUAACAGCUGUGACACUGCUUUCAACCAGCUAAAAGCAGCCCUCACAGCCACGCCCAUCCUUGCGUACCCGCACGUAGAUCUCCCCUAUGUGGUGGACACAGACGCUAGUGGCACCGGAAUUGGGGCUGUCCUUUCACAGCAGGGAGGCGAAGGAGAGCGAGUAGUGGGGUACUACAGUCGCGCUCUCAGUCGUGAGGAGAGGAACUACUGUGUCACACGCCGAGAGCUGUUGGCCGUAGUAAUGGCACAGAGUGUCGUUACUGCGAGCGCCAGGAAGAGCGGGAUCGGGACAAGCCCAGGGUUUCCACUGCCACAAUUAACCCCCCCUGAUGACCUGUCUCCAGAACAGCUGCAGCAACUGCAAGAGUCCGAUACCACCCUGGCCCUGAUCAGGAAGUGGCUGGAACUGCCCAGACGUCCUGAAUGGCUGGCAGUAUCCCCCCAUGGCACUGAUAUUAAGGCCUAUUACUCUCAGUAG
Messenger RNA from Knipowitschia caucasica, 1008 nucleotides. The record is from the annotation of a GenBank genome assembly. Lineage: Eukaryota; Metazoa; Chordata; Actinopteri; Gobiiformes; Gobiidae.